This is a messenger RNA of Cimex lectularius (bed bug), 1973 nucleotides long. It is a transcript of the gene Arp1, whose product is annotated as beta-centractin. The record is from RefSeq and is a predicted model, not a curated record. NCBI's taxonomy places the organism in Eukaryota, Metazoa, Arthropoda, Insecta, Hemiptera, Cimicidae. The transcript has 8 exons. Bases 298 to 1428 code for a protein of 376 amino acids.
CUCGCUUUAGGUUAUCUGUCAUUUCUUAGUAAGGUGUUUCGCAUUUAAUAUCUUUCGCCGGUUUAUUAUAUAGUUAUUGUUAUUAAGCAUAAAUAAAUUUAAUUUGUUAUUUGACGGAGAUCGAUCUUCCGUUCGAGACUGUUUAAAUUGUUCAACUUAUACUUACUAGCCCGAUGAUAACAGGAUAGAUCCGCUUAAUCUUCGACGCCAGGUCGAUCCCGAUCCGUACACGUUCUCCCUUGGGAAAAAAAAUUAUAGUUUAUUGAAUUUUAAUUUAAUUAUCUCUCAAUUAAUAUAAUGGAGCCUUACGACGUUAUUAUAAAUCAACCUGUCGUAAUCGAUAACGGAUCUGGAGUGAUUAAAGCCGGAUUCGCCGGUGAUCAAGUGCCGAAAUGCUGUUUUCCAAAUUUCAUCGGGAGACCCAAACACGUCCGUGUGAUGGCGGGCGCUUUAGAAGGGGAGAUAUUCGUCGGCCCCAAAGCCGAAGAGCACAGGGGCCUUUUGAGUCUAAGGUAUCCGAUGGAACAUGGCAUAGUGACCGAUUGGAACGACAUGGAAAAGAUUUGGCAGUACGUUUACGGAAAUGAUCAACUGCAGACAUUUUCGGAGGAGCAUCCAGUUCUCUUAACAGAAGCACCACUCAAUCCAAAGAAAAAUAGGGAAAAAGCAGCUGAGAUAUUUUUUGAAUCGUUCAAUGUACCAGCGCUUUAUGUCUCGAUGCAAGCGGUAUUAAGUUUAUAUGCUACAGGAAGAACUACCGGUGUUGUGUUGGAUUCAGGCGACGGUGUCACACACGCUGUGCCUAUAUAUGAAGGCUUCGCCAUGCCUCACAGUAUUAUGAGGGUAGACAUAGCAGGAAGAGACGUCUCACGAUAUUUACGGCUUUUACUUAGAAAAGAGGGCGUUAAUCUUAAGACCACAGCUGAAUUUGAAGUUGUGAGAACAAUUAAAGAAAAUGCAUGUUUUUUGUCUGGUAAUCCUCAGAAGGAAGAGUCUGCCGACACCGAAAAAUAUCAGUAUGUCCUCCCCGAUGGUAGUACAUUGGAUAUAGGCGCAGCAAGAUUUAGAGCCCCAGAGGUUCUCUUUAGACCAGACUUGAUUGGUGAUGAAUGUGAGGGGAUACACGAAGUUUUAGUUUACGCAAUACAAAAAUCGGAUCUUGAUUUAAGAAGAGUUUUAUAUCAGAAUAUUGUCCUAUCUGGAGGUUCCACUCUAUUUAAGGGCUUUGGAGAUCGGUUGUUAACGGAAAUUAAGAAGGUUGCACCAAAGGAUAUUAAAAUAAGGAUCUCAGCCCCUCAAGAAAGGUUGUAUUCAACUUGGAUUGGCGGUUCCAUUCUGGCUUCAUUGGAUACAUUUAAAAGAAUGUGGGUUUCAAAAAGAGAAUUUGAAGAUGAAGGGGGAAGAGCUAUACACAGGAAGACGUUUUAGUCUCGUGUAUUAGUAACACCUUUUCUCAACCGAAUAAGCAAAUGUUUAUUUUUUAUUUUUCAAAUGUCUCGAAACUAUGUUAUUGUUUCAUAUUGUAUUUGUAUAUAAAUUUCGUUCAAUGAUUAAUUGAACAAUAUUUGUACGAGGUGCAAGAGAUGAAUAACAUGGCUGUUUCUCUGAUGGAUGGACUAUGAACUGGAGAAUAAUAUUCAUUUAAGGUAUUUUUUAUAUGCAACAAUUGUGCACAACUUAAUAUAUACUUAGUAAUAAUUAUUUAAAUUAAUACAAAGCUUGUGCAAAUAUGUAACUUAUUAAUGUGUACAUAUACAUAUUCUAGUUUAUUUAAUUUUCUAUUGCUUGUAAACCAUUGUUAACUUAAUUUUUUUUUCAUUUCUUUCAAUUAUAUGGUUAUUAUAGCAUUUCUUUUUCAGCUGCAAGCGCCACUUUUUUUUUAUUAUUGUCAUAUAAUAAGAAGUGCUACUUUGUAAAAGAGAUCAAGACGAGCAUGAAAUAAUAUUCUCAAAUUAAAAUCUGUUCUAAAUUUA